Molecule: messenger RNA, 712 nt
Organism: Drosophila serrata
Lineage: Eukaryota; Metazoa; Arthropoda; Insecta; Diptera; Drosophilidae
Gene: dhd
Product: deadhead
Source: RefSeq, a predicted model, not a curated record
CGCCAGUUCCCCGUGCAGAAGCAGAAGCAACUCCCGCAAACUCCGUGAAAUUAAUCAACAUCCGUUGUUCCAAGUCAUCCCCGAAACCAUGGCCACCGUACGCAGCAUGAACGACUACUACAAGCGCGUGGAGGCCGCCGACAACAAGCUGAUCGUGCUGGACUUCUAUGCCACCUGGUGUGGUCCCUGCAAGAUGAUGGAUCCCACGGUCAAGGCAUUGGCGAAGAAGUACGCCUCCAAGGCGGUGGUUCUCAAAGUCGACGUGGAUAAGUAUGAUGAGCUGACGGAGCGCUACAAGGUCCGCAGCAUGCCGACCUUUGUGUUCCUCAAGAACAACCGGCGACUGGCGUCAUUCAGCGGCUCCGACGAGGACAAGCUGACCACCAUGAUGGCCAAGCUGGUCAAGUAAGGAGACUGGAGCCGGAGGAUGGUGUUGAUGCUUUGCGAUUUUAUUCAGUGUUGUAUGUUUUAGUUUAGAGACCAAUUAAAUCCUAACCUCAAUCUCGGUGUAUGUAUUAGUGCGAAGAGGUGUGUGUCUGCGACAUAACCUCGAAGAAAGUCUGAAAAAAAAUAUUGUGAUUCCUAAUUAUGUAACCCAAAAUGCAUUCUGUAAAUUAGAAUUAACAAAGACAAAAAAUUAGCUUUAAGGUUAGGCACCAAACAAUUCGAUCAUAAAUAAAUUGUAACCACUCAUGACUUUAAAUUAAAAAAA